Schistocerca cancellata (South American locust) is the source of this 3391-nucleotide messenger RNA. Its product is annotated as L-gulonolactone oxidase-like. Gene Ontology annotation, molecular function: FAD binding; D-arabinono-1,4-lactone oxidase activity. Gene Ontology annotation, cellular component: membrane. Lineage: Eukaryota; Metazoa; Arthropoda; Insecta; Orthoptera; Acrididae. The record is from RefSeq and is a predicted model, not a curated record. The transcript is spliced from 6 exons. Bases 167 to 1516 code for a protein of 449 amino acids.
UAUUGUUGUUUGUUGACAAUAUAGUAGGUAGUAGGAGAAUUAUUUUGUUUUCAUUUGUGUAAGUGAUUAUUUGGAGCUCUUUAUGUUUUCUCACUUUAAACAAAAUGACAAAGUUUUCUUGAACUGAUUAAAAAACAGUGUGUAUUUUUCAUUUUUGUUGCUCAUUAUGUCCAGUCGAAGGCGUAGAGUGACGUUUUACCCGAAAGAUUUAGUUGAUGUAUUCAAAAUACUGAAACAGGUGAAAGAAAACUGUGUUACGGUGAAAUGCUGUGGAGGAACGUAUCCAGUUAGUGAAAACGGAGAUGUGCUGAUAUCUCUAAACAAUUUAAGACGUAUCCUCUGGUACGACCCAGCGGAACAAAUUUUGACUGUAGAAGCUGGAGUUACACUUAAAGAAAUUUUGAAGUGCGUCGAAUAUUUCAACGCUACGCUAGAACUGUAUGGAACAUUGCCAGAUAUGGCUGUUAUUGAUGCUGUUUCUAUAGGCCUAAUAGGUGCCAAUGGUACAAUUGCACAAUGUAUUAAAGCGUGCAAAGUAGUGUCCUUACACGGCGAUACCAUUGAUUGUAUGUGGCCCUGUGCAGAACACGUUGUUGAUCAGAGUGGAAAAUGUGAUGGAAACGGAACUGUGUGUCCAACAUUGCAGCAUGUUGUGUGUGGCCUUGGUUGUGUAGGUAUUGUUGCAUCUGUUACUUUGAAAUGUGUACCAAUACAUCUAGCUCAACAGGUCACAUAUGUAUGCACAGUGAAAGAAAUAUCAGGAAUAUCUGAGAGACUGUCAGCAGCUCUAUACAGUGAGUUACUUUGGUACCCUCUUAUAAACAGGAUAGCUGUUACAAAUCAUUAUCCAAUACGUUUGCAUCAAGGGUUUUACCAGCCAUUGUGGAAGAAAGUUAUAGAGACAGCUUAUAUACUUAUGUAUCAGAUAGUAACUCGUGUCAGCCCAUACAUUUCGUGGUAUUACCCUGAUGCUUCAGCAUACCUUUCACGUCAGCAGUUUGGACUGGUGAUGAAAGCAGCAUCGUGCAGAACUGGUUUUUGUUUUAAACCGCAGAAAUUUGUGUCUGUUGAGAGUUAUUGCAAAGGGAUAAAAUGGUCAAUUCCUAGAGAACAUUUACCUACACUUAUGCAGGAGAUCAGGAGUUGGGCUGAGAAGCAUAAACAUUUCUGUUCAACCCCCAUUGUGUUGUGUUUCCAGACAAACAAAGAUCUAGAUCUGCGCAAACCAUUGCUUUGCCCAUAUACAGAUGUUAGUACAUGCACAAUAUGGACUGACUGGUUCUGCAACAAGAAUUUGAUGAUAUCUUAUUCUGCAGAAAUGGCAGAAUUUGAAUCAUUGCUGCAGAAAAAUUUUGGACGUAGAUGUUGGUCUGCUGGUCCAGUAUUUAUUUCACCACUUAUUGGACAGAUGUAUCCAGGUUUCAAGCAUUGGUGUUCUGCAAAGUCGGUGUUGGAUCCUGAUCUCAUUUUUAGAAGUCCAUAUGUAGAAGGCAAUCUUAUUAUUGAAAAUUGCUAAUGUAUGUCCUCGAUGUAUGUUAUUCUCUUCACUGCUUAUGCAGGGUGUCGUGCUUUGAGAUGUAUUAUAGCAUAUCAAGAAUCAUCAUUCUAAUGACUUUGAAAACGCUUUGCAUCACUAUAUCUGUGGAAGAGGCUUGGACGCAGUGAAGUAAUAAUAAAUAAAUAAAAUAUAAAAAAUACCCACAAAGUGUGAAUCAAAUUCCAGACAAUCUGAUCAACUGUCUCCAUUGUUGAGGACCAUGGACUGAUCACUACACAAAUAAUUAAUUUCAGCUUUGAUGCUGUUAUAGCACGGAAUAAUUCCAAACAAGAAACUUAUUGAUGUUGUGUUUAUAAGCAUUAACUGGUACAACAGUCAUUAGAUUCAGCAAUAUUUAUGUACUGUUGAAAUUGCAGAAGGGAAUAAGAUACUGCUGCAUUAACUUCCUACAAAAGCAGCUUUAAUGAAGGAAAGUCGAGAAGGAGACACAGUUGCAGUUCAUAGCCUUUGGAACUCAAGAUUUAGCAGGAAAGGAACCACAAGAAAGUUACACUAGAUCUAUUUGAAAAGUGAAGAACCUUUCAAAACCAAGGAGAUUGAACCACUGUUUGUGCUGGUCUAAUGCUGUGAAGUAUGUUGCCGCACCAAGAUGAUUGAGAGGGGGAGGGGGGAGUCUCUGGACCCUUCCCUCAGCUGUGACUCAGACAGUUAUGCAGUAUCAUUUUCUCCAGGAAUUCCAGUGGACUAUGACAGGCAGGAAAGCUUCAAAGUACGAGAGACAUAUCGACAGAAGUUAAGGUUUGAGGACUUUCUGUGAGUUGUGCGUGGAUAGAAUAACUGGGUAAAGCACUGCCCAUGAGAAAGCAAGGUUCCCAGUUCAAGUCUCAGUCCGGCACACAGUUUAACUUACAAGGAUUUCCUAAAUGUGCACCGUGUGCUACAGAGUGAAAGAUAUGUUUUGGAGUGAAUACUAUGCUAAUUCUCACAACCUGAGAUGUAAUGUUCGUGCAAUGUGUCUGAUAUGAGUUUAACAACUUCUUAUUUUUAUAUAGGAGACUCAGUUUAAAGAACUUAGAGAUAGUAUCUUGUGCACUAUAUAAAGAACAUAACAUUACUUGAAUCACCUGUACAGUUUAUUAUUUGUUUCAGCUCCAUAUUGAAGUCACCCACUAUAAUGUUAAUUGCAGCACUAUAAGUCCAAACAAUAGACAUAAGUACAAACAUCUGUGCUCCAUGUGUUUAUGCAAAAUAUCCAUGGUAUUCUUUGCUAUUGUCCCUCAGCUGAGAUGUUUGAUUGCAAAUGCUACUUCUGCUCUGAUGCCUCAGUUUUUUGCGCUCCACAAACAAUGUAGGAAAAACAGCACAUAAGUAACUUACCCAUAGUAACCAAAUAUAAAUGAAAAGUGUGUUCUGAACAUGGUGAACCAUGUAAAGAACUGUAAGAGUGCUCAUUUUAACCAACUGCUCUACUAGAUUACUGUUCCUUCUUCAUUUUCCCAUUUUGAAAGAAGAAAAAGGUAACGAAAAAUCCAUAAGUGACUUACUUAUUUGUAGAAUAUUAAUGUCUUUUGGAUUAAUGUGGAUGAAUUAAAGUGCCAGCACAAGUGAAACUUUUGGGGUGGAUAUCAUGCAAAACAUCUUACACUGUUUGAUCAAGAUAGUUUCAGUAGAAAUUAUUUCCUGGUUGAUGACAGGGAAAAUGUAAAUGUUUAUUAUAACACACUGUUCUUCCUCUGUGACUGCUUCAACUAUUUGCAAUUAUUGAACAUGUACAUAGAAAACAAGAAGAGUGAUCAAUUUGAUUCCCAUAAAAGGCUACUGUUUUGACUCUCUACUUAUCAUAAAAGGGCUACGCUAAGAGUGAGGUACUCAAACACUUCUUCCUUAAAUGGG